AUGGCCAACCUAGCAUCGACAUUUUGGAACCAAGGGAGGUGGGAGGAGGCCGAGAAGCUGGAAGUGCAGGUGAUGGAGACGAGCAAGACCAAGCUCGGGGCCGACCACCCUUCUACACUGACGAGCAUGAACAAUCUCGCUUUUACUUGGAAAUAUCAAGGUCUACACAUAGAAGCCUUAGCCUUAAUGGAAGGCUGUGCCUGGGCUCGGCAGCGAGCCCUUGGUCCGAGGCAUCCAGAUACACUAUCGUCUUUGGCUACUAUAUACCAAUGGAGUAGCUAA
Messenger RNA from Lasiosphaeria miniovina, 282 nucleotides. RefSeq lists its product as uncharacterized. The record is from RefSeq and is a predicted model, not a curated record. Gene Ontology annotation, molecular function: protein binding. The coding region runs from base 1 to 282 and encodes 93 amino acids. The transcript has a single exon. Lineage: Eukaryota; Fungi; Ascomycota; Sordariomycetes; Sordariales; Lasiosphaeriaceae.